AUGGUGCGCACAUCUCAUAGGCAACUCCUGAUCACAAGUCUUAACCAAUCGAUCCAGAAUGAACUCACAAGCAAAGUAUUUGAAUAUAUGUUCGGUGAAGACAGCGACGACUCAUCAUCAUCGGACACUGAUUCAGAUAUAGUCAAUGAUGAUUUCGAGGAUGAAGAGAUGUCGAUGCUAGACGUGGAAGCGAAAAUACACGCAGUGAUGGCAAUUCAAGGAAGGCGGUAUCUAGGACCUCGUCAAAAGAUUGAAAAGGCCCCGGAUAUGCACGAUUUUAUUCUCAAUCGAAUGCAAGAUAAUCGGUUCAAACAGUUUUUCAGAAUGACUCGUGCCUCUUUCCUCAAGCUAUGCGCCCAGGUCGAAGACAAUCCAAUAUUCCACAACAACUCUAAUCACCCACAACGUCCAGUUAUCGAACAGAUGAUGGUUACCCUCAACCGUUUGGGGUGCUAUGGCAAUGGGGUUGCGAUUGGAAUGCUUGCGACGUGUUACCGUAUUGGCGAUGGUACGGUGGAGCUAUACACAAACCGAUGUAUAUUGGCGAUUCUAUCCCUCCGUUCACAACUUCUCACAUGGCCAGAGCCGGCCGCACGCGAAGAGAUCAAGUCGGAAUUUGAAGAGGUUGGCUUUGAUGGAUGUGUUGGAUUGAUUGAUGGCACACUAGUGAUACUUUCUACUUGCCCGGAAAAGGACGGUCCUGAUUACUACAAUCGAAAAGGAUUCUAUAGUGUAGUAACUCUUUUGGUUUGCAACAACAAGAAGAACAUUACCUAUCUCUAUACGGGGUGGCCGGGAUGUUCCCAUGACAUGCGACUCAUGUCUAACUGUGCACUGACGAAACAUCCGGGCGACUUUUUCUCCAACGGCGAGUACCUUUUGGCCGACUCCGCCUUUACGCCUACAAGGACCACGGUCCCAGCUUUCAAGCGAAAGAAGAACCAAAAUCUCACUGAUGAGCAGCAUGACUUCAACCGACACCUCUCGGGCGUGCGUGUGGGGAUCGAAAACUGCAUUGGCCUCUUGAAGAACCGAUUUAAGAGCCUCAAGGGAUUGCGGUUGCGAGUAUCAAGCAAGGAGGAUAUGGUGCGAGUGACUGCUUGGAUAAUGGCAUGUGCAGUGCUCCAUAAUUUCCUCAACCAGGGAGGCGACUUCAACUUUGACAUUACAGAAGAAGACAACGACGAAGAUGGGGCAGAACGAGGUGAAGCGUGCCAACCUGGAUCAGCCGCAGGAUUACAAAAGAGACUGGAUGUCGUAGCUGGGGCUCUUGCCUUCCGCGAGGCAGGAGGCUCUUACUAA
Messenger RNA from Puccinia graminis f. sp. tritici CRL 75-36-700-3, 1302 nucleotides. RefSeq lists its product as uncharacterized. The transcript has 2 exons. The record is from RefSeq and is a predicted model, not a curated record. Bases 1 to 1302 code for a protein of 433 amino acids. Lineage: Eukaryota; Fungi; Basidiomycota; Pucciniomycetes; Pucciniales; Pucciniaceae.